Messenger RNA from Manduca sexta (tobacco hornworm), 3174 nucleotides. Its product is annotated as aladin. The transcript is spliced from 6 exons. NCBI's taxonomy places the organism in Eukaryota, Metazoa, Arthropoda, Insecta, Lepidoptera, Sphingidae. The record is from RefSeq and is a predicted model, not a curated record. Gene Ontology annotation, molecular function: protein binding. Gene Ontology annotation, biological process: nucleocytoplasmic transport. Bases 80 to 1501 code for a protein of 473 amino acids. Gene Ontology annotation, cellular component: nuclear pore.
CGUUUGACAACGGUGAAAUGUCAAAUAUUUUAAAUUUGUUAACGCCGGUCCGUUGAUGUGAUAAUUUAUUUUUGUGAAAAUGUCUGCUUUUUGUGACUUUCCCGAUUUGCCUCAAAGAAACGAGACAGCAUUCUGCAAACUUAACGAAGUAUACUGCUGCGGCAACAUCCGAUACGGAAAUGUCACAACAUUCACUAAUGCGACGAAAAGUCACCCAGUUAUCAACGUUACGAGGGACGUACACCACAGAACAACGGACGAAAAUAUCUCCAUGUAUGUCGAUGUAGACGAUCAUUUAUUGAAGAAAAUAACCAGUGUGUGGUACAAGCAAGGGUUUUUGGAGGCUCUAAGCGUUGCUGCGGAUCCGAACGUGAACCGAGAGCGACCGCUACUCGCAGUAACUGCAUCGUACAUAUUAAAAGUGGCAAAUGUGUUCACAACAUUUAGGUAUUUCCUGCAACCUCAUUUAAAAGACAUUGGACCCAAGAUUGUGGCCAACUAUUCUAGGAGUAGGAAUUGGGGCAAUGUGCCAAUUAAAUGUCUGGCAUGGCAUCCCCAUACUACAAAGAUUGCGGUGGUUACAGCUGAUGAUAAUAUAAGGAUAUAUUGCUCAGAUACAUCAUUUGUUUCUACAUUGAAGUGUAAAACACAGGGACAUGUGUCUUCAGUAAGUUGGAGGCCUUUCUCAGCUUCUGAGUUAGCUGUUGGAUGUGAACAGGGAGUGAUUGUGUGGACUGUGGACCCUAACUCAAUGUUUACUAAACCUUCAUCAAGCAAUGCAGUGUUAUUGACAAGACCAGGUCACAGCCCAGUGACAGAUGUGAGCUGGUCUCCGAACGGUGACCUCCUUAUCAGCUGCAGUGGAGCAGACACCUCCAUGCUCAUGUGGGAUGUGGCCAUGGAGGUAGCCGUGCCUUUGAAGAGGGUGGCAGGUGGAGGCAUAGUCUUCGCACAGUGGUCAUUUGAUGCUGGUCAAGUGUUUGCUGCUACUUCAUCCAUUAUAUUUAGGGUGUGGGAUACUAAAAACUGGACCCCGGAGAGAUGGUGCGCGCGCGGCUGUCGCGUGGUGGCGGCGUGCUGGGGGCCAGAGAAUAUACUCCUGUUUGCUGCCAAAGGAGAGCCCAUGGUCUACGCUCUCACCAACACUGGUCUUCUUAGCGGUUCACAAACCAGCAAGGCUGUUCCCAUCUUAGAUGUAGCUAGAGUGGAAUUAGCAUCGGGUGACAUAGUUGGUGGGCCAAUAUUGGACAUGUGCUGGGAUCCCACAGGGAAGUACCUGGCGCUGCUGUUCGAAGAGUCGCGUUUGAUCGCCGUGUUCUGUACCACGCAUAUUAUGAUGCAGUUGAAGAUUACACCAUGUUGCUUUGUAACAGGCAUAGAAGAGGAGUUACCCACUACAAUGACAUUCCAGCAGAAUUUCACUGAGGGUGCUUGUUUAACAGUAGCAUGGUCCAGUGGGAGAGUACAGCAUUUCCCUAUAGUGUAUACUGACUCUUAUUAAUAUGUAAAUAAGGUAGGUUAAUCUUGUAAAUAUAGUUUUAAAUAUAUAUUCAGAGAUGGCGUUGUGUCAAAAAGUUAAGUUAAAAGGAGUAUUUUUUUAACUGGUUCUGAGUUUAAACUGAUAGGCAUUCAAUGCGACUUGAGGGUUAUGUCACAAGAAAGAUAAAACUCCAGUUUGGAUCCAUAAUAUUGCUUGUUUCUAUCGAAUAUUAAAGAAUUUGUAAACAUAAUAUUGAAUACUUAUUGUUGAAGCAGGGCCUUAACUUAUUGAGUAACACUGGCAUUAUAAAAAAAUAAAUAUAUUGGUAAGAUGACCUUAACAUAAGUAAAGAAAAUCAUUGAAAAAAAUUAACUCUGGUUGAUGAAAAUUUGUUAAAAAUAUCAUUUGAGUGGACCCUAGAUGAUACUCAUGUAUUCAUCAUUUAUUGUUAUUUGUAUUAAAAAAAACUAAACUGCCAAUUUAAAGAAAAUUAGAAACUAUACAUAAUUAUUCCUAAGAUAAAUUGCUAAUUAUUAACAAUGGCUGAAAUUGAUAAAUGAUGCCUUAUCUAUCUUAUGAUCUAUCUUGAGAACAAACCAAGAAAAAUAAAUCUUCGUCAUGUUUAACAAAUUUUAUUGUGAUGGUCCAAUUUUGGGGUCAUUUAUUAAUUUCGGUUAAAAUUCUAUAAAACUGCCUUAAUUAUUAUAAGCAAAUAAACAGCCUAUUUCAUCUCAUAUUCCAAUAGUUAUUAAAAAUACUGUAAAGUUAUAUUUUUGUAUUUUUUAAAGUGCAUUUAAAUAACAAUAAACUGACUGAAACAUCGAAUAUAAUAUUAAAUGCGUUUCAAUUCUAUGAAUAUUUUAUUAUCUCCAAUAUUAGCACUGUAGCCAAUAUUGGUUACAUUUCUACGAGAAUCAAUGUUAGUUGUCAAACUGCUACUAAAAUCGUUUCUUGUAGUUCUAGUAAUAUUCACAUUUUUAUAUUUCUCCUUAAUAAUACGCCUUGUGUCUUUAUUUUUAAUUUUACCACCUUUUCCUUGCAAAGUAUUUUUUAGUGUUCCCCUGGGACUUAAUAGUGACUUUUUUAGUUCAUCAUCAAAAGUCAUUUGCACCUUCACAUAUACACUUUUUCCAUCUAGUACAUGCAGAUUUCCCCAAGGAUUUAAAACAUGCUGAGCCCGUCUAGAUAAAUACCUCCCAUUACAUGUAAUAAAGACUGUACAAAUUCUACUAACGAAAUCCCGCGCCAAAUUCCCUAAAUCAACGCUUAAAUUUACAUCUAUAUCUCUCUUCACAUUCAAUAGGAGUCUAAGCCUUAAAGAUUUUAAGUAAAUUUCUAGAUGUUUCUUUAUAUGCCUCUUUACGUGUGCCGUGGUGUUGUUUAUGAUUCGUGUAAGUAUUUUUAUGUUGGCUUCUUUGUUUUUAUUUUCAUUGAGUUUUAUCUUUUUAGUUUCUUUUGCGAAUAUCCGGAUUACUUUUCGUUCGACAGUAUUGCUAACGUUAUGGAUAAGAUCGACUACUGAAUCUUUCUCGACGCUGUGAUCAGACGUUACGUCUCGUGAAUACAUUGCGGCGUAGUUUCUGAUAGCACUCACAGCUGUAUCGUUAAGGGAAUUGUAAAAAUCUGUCAUAAAUAUAGUCAAUUCAUUGGAACAUAUUUGAAAAUCUGCGCAUUCGUCUGCAUCAUUACUAUUG